This is a messenger RNA of Sinocyclocheilus grahami, 2012 nucleotides long. It is a transcript of the gene ogfod1, whose product is annotated as 2-oxoglutarate and iron-dependent oxygenase domain containing 1. Gene Ontology annotation, biological process: peptidyl-proline hydroxylation; regulation of translational termination. Gene Ontology annotation, cellular component: cytoplasm. Bases 75 to 1583 code for a protein of 502 amino acids. The record is from RefSeq and is a predicted model, not a curated record. The transcript has 13 exons. Gene Ontology annotation, molecular function: L-ascorbic acid binding; iron ion binding; peptidyl-proline dioxygenase activity. Lineage: Eukaryota; Metazoa; Chordata; Actinopteri; Cypriniformes; Cyprinidae.
UCCAAAAGCGCCUCUGAUUGAAUCUGCACGAAGAAGAGCCAAGGAAAUGAAAACAAAAGUCCCCCUGGGUUGUUAUGCCAGCUAAAAAGCGACAGAAUGAUCCCGCAACGGGUAAAAAGAAUAAGAAAGAGAAACGAGGUGAACUCGCCGUGAUUAAUUCGGAUUUGAGGGAUGAAGCUGUCCAGAAAAGCAUGAGAGACGCAUGGCAGAGGAAAGAGAGCUACGCUAAUGGUAAUAUCCUCCUGGACUGUGAGCCCUUCCCUCACUGUCAGAUCACUCGUUUCCUGCAGAGUGAGAGCUUUGUGGAAAGUCUGCAAGCAGAGCUCCUGCAGCUGAAUUUCAACAGCAAGUCAAAUGAUUUGUACAAGUUUCAACAGUCCGAUGAUCUGGGAGAGAGAAAAGAAGAUCAUAUCUCACAAAUAAGGUCUGUGAUUUUUGGGGAGUUUCGUGUCUGGCUGUCAGAAGUGUUGCAGGUGGAUCUGGAGGCGACUGUCGAUAUAUCCUGUGCAAAGUACGAGCAUACAGAUGUUUUGCUGUGUCACGAUGAUGAGCUGGAGGGACGAAGAGUUGCGUUCAUCCUCUAUCUGGUACCUCCCUGGGAGGUGAAAGAUGGAGGGACACUGGACCUGUUCAGCACUGAUGAACACUGUCAGCCUGUGAGUGUUGUCAAGUCUCUGCUUCCUUGCUGGAACUCUCUGGUCUUUUUUGAAGUGUCCCCCGUCUCCUUCCAUCAGGUGGCAGAGGUUCUUUCUGAGGAAAAGUGCCGUUUAUCUCUGAGUGGUUGGUUUCAUGGCCCUUCUCUACCAAGACCCUCACGCUACAUUGAACCCCCAGUUCCCCGACACACUCAUAUCCCCAGAGAUGAGAGUUUGCUAUUUGAGUGGGUGAAUGAGAUGUACCUGGAUCCUCGCUAUCAGGCUCGAGUACAGCAGGAAUUCGAAGAAAGUUCUGAGAUUUGCUUGGCUACUUUCUUACAGUUUGCUAAAUUAAUGGAUUAUGGCCGUGCAGAUAUGCAGAGCGUCCCAUCUUGUGUACAGGAGUGCUGGGAACUCCUCUCCUCCGAGUCAUUCUUCAUCCUCUUAUCCAACCUGACCGGUCUCCGUCUACACUAUCUGUGCGGUGAUGAGGAUGAGAGCGAGAACGAAGAUGGAAAGAGUGAGACAGAAAACAGAGGUGGAGAGGGAAAUACACAAGCAUCAGCAUCCAAUACUGAUGCUGAUACUUCAACAACUGAGAAGAAAGACAAAGGACCUCCUACUUGUGUUGGAGAACUGCGUCGCUGGAUGCAUGGCGACUAUACAUUGUUACAUGACUCUGUCAAAAGAGAGUAUGCAUUGGAUCUGCAGCUUCACAUGGGCUGUGCUGGGUGGAAAUCAGAAUUUGGGGGAUUUACGUCCUAUAUUGCACAUGAUGAAGAUGAGGAGCUCCUGACAGUGUAUCCUGAAGAUAACUCCCUCGCUCUGGUCUACAGAGACAAAGACACCCUCAAGUUCAUCAAGCAUAUCAAUAAUAGCAGCUCCAGCCAACUUUCUUCUCAGAAUACUGCAGCAUUCUAUGACUUCUCUUUUAACUACUAUGAAUGAUGAAUGAGUGCAUUGGACAUACAUUUCAUAACAUUUUGAGCUUAAUAUACAAAAACAAAAAUAAAUUUGAAAUAUAAGUGCACUUUCAUUUUUGAAUGUGCAAGUUUCACUCCAAACUACAAAAAUUCAUUGUUAAGUGUGAUGCUCGAAAUGAAAUGUAAUCAUUUGGUUGUUAAAUGAGCAUUUGUGCUCUGAUGUCAAUAAAUGUUAAUAAUUAACACAUGAAUAAUGACAUUUGUGUUCAUCUGAAGCCCAUUGUGUUAUAUCACAGAACUAUAACGUGUUAAAACACCAAAUUACAUCUAUUUACAUUACUAGAGAACAUUAGUGAAAAUGUUUAUAUUCUAGGUUGUUCAUCUGCAUUAUGUACUCAUCCUCACGCUAUUCUAAAACUAUGCAUAUUUAUAACCUGUAUGCAUUUCUUUAUUC